CCGCUCUCCCUGCCCAGUGCGCGCUCCCGACGCAGAUAAAUUCUAUCGAGACGAACUACUUGGCAUUACACCUGUCCUCGCAGACCAGGUGUGUGUCGGUCUCACCUGUCUGACUCUGUAAAUGAUGGAGGAGCUGGUCGGGCUCGGCGCCGUGACACUGCUGGGCGUCCUGGAGCAAGCCUAUUUCUCUCUCCAGGUAAUUUAUGCCAGGAGGAAGUAUUCAGUGUCUCCACCUGCCACCACUGGACCACCAGAAUUUGAGAGGGUCUUCAGAGCUCAAGCAAACUGCUCAGAGUACUUCCCCAUCUUCAUCACCGUGCUGUGGCUAUCUGGAGUAUUCUUCAGCCAAGGUCUGUCUUCAGUCUGCGGUUUGCUUUAUUUAUAUGGACGGUUCAAUUACUUUAGAGGAUAUUCUGAGUCUGCACAGGGACGUCUGGCUCCACUUUACUUCUGCGCUCAGAUUCUCUGGAUUCUCAUCGGGUUCUCCGCUGUUGGCAUUUUCCUCACAAUCUGCCGAGUUUACCUGAACAUGGACCUGCUGCAGGAACUUUGCUCCAUCUUCGGGCUGUUUUGACCGAGGAGGAUAAGAAGUGACAAAAGGGAGGAGAGGUUGUCUUCUACUCUGAUCUUCAUCUCUGUAUUUCUCAUACAGUUCGUUAAAUAUUCUGUUAUCAACCUGAAAGUAGGGAAUAAAGAGAGAUGAUGUAUC
Messenger RNA from Haplochromis burtoni (Burton's mouthbrooder), 709 nucleotides. RefSeq names its product leukotriene C4 synthase (gene ltc4s). Lineage: Eukaryota; Metazoa; Chordata; Actinopteri; Cichliformes; Cichlidae. The record is from RefSeq and is a predicted model, not a curated record. Gene Ontology annotation, cellular component: membrane; nuclear envelope; endoplasmic reticulum. The coding region runs from base 122 to 574 and encodes 150 amino acids. Gene Ontology annotation, biological process: leukotriene biosynthetic process. The transcript has 5 exons. Gene Ontology annotation, molecular function: enzyme activator activity; leukotriene-C4 synthase activity; glutathione transferase activity.